AUGCACAUCCACGAGACCCGCAUCAAGCUUGCCUCGCUCGAAGAUCUACCUGCUGAAAUCAUCAUUUACAUUUCGCAGUUUCUCGAACUCGAGGACCUGCUCACGUGCGCCAAUGUGUGCCGCAGCUGGCACGCCGCGUGGACCUUUGGCGCCGUCACCGCGUCGGUGUGCUGUCGUUAUUUUGCUGGCUUGACGGAGAAGCAUGGCCUACCGCACUCGGACGGCCAGAGGCUGUUUUCUGCGAACGCGCGGCUGUACAUUGACAAGUACCUACGGUGUCGCCCGAAUGCGUACUUUUCAUCGCGAUGGUUCGUCGGCAGCAACGAGGCGCUGGGUGUCGAUGAUAUGCGUGAGGACGCUUUUCACCAGUCCGAGUGUCUGGAUUUUGGACUAGACAGCCCUCCGAUGUGCUACGAUGACGGCCUGCUAGCCUGGCAGCCGGAGGAUAGUUAUGUGGUUGUCAACGACCUCAGGACACUAGCCCGCAGCAGGUGUAGCUUCGGGGCAAGUCUUAUCGCUGGUCUCAAGUUUGCCGUGAACUCCAAAUAUGGAAUCAACUACGAGGCGAAUGGAGGCGGCUCUCAUUACCUGGCCGUUUCGCAAAAUGCUAUGCUCAUGACAGCACGGUAA
Akanthomyces muscarius is the source of this 630-nucleotide messenger RNA. RefSeq lists its product as uncharacterized. Lineage: Eukaryota; Fungi; Ascomycota; Sordariomycetes; Hypocreales; Cordycipitaceae. Gene Ontology annotation, molecular function: protein binding. The transcript is spliced from 3 exons. The record is from RefSeq and is a predicted model, not a curated record. Bases 1 to 630 code for a protein of 209 amino acids.